GGCGGGGGAGUGUCUGGCUGCCCCCGCCCCUCGAGUGAGCGACUGGGCGCAGAGGUCCCCUCCCUCCUCGCUCGAGUCUGCCAGCUCCCGCUCGCUCCCUGCCCACUCCCGGGGGGCUGUUCCGUGGCGCGGCCGCCGCGGCCACCGCUUCUUUCACACUUUAGUUGCGAGCGGCGCGCCGCGCUCAGUGACUGGAGAGCUGGCCGCACGCCGCCUUCCCGCACACACGCACGCGGGCCCGGCUCCGGGGCUUUCUGCUUUUACUCCAGGCGGCGGGGAGGAGGGGGAGCCCCGGCCACACUGUGGGGAGGAGGAGGACGUGGAAGAGGGAGGAAGAGAACGGGCGAGGAGGCCAGGGGCGGGGCGCGGGGGGCUUGCCAUCUUCAGCCCCCCCCCGCGAGCGCCCAAGGGAAACUCCUUAAACAGGAAGGUAAACAGCUCAAAAUUGCUCGGGGAAGUUCCUGAAACUGACCAGAUUCACUCGGCCCCUCCCUGCCAGAGUCAGAAAUAGAAGCUGCAAAGAAGACUCAGCUGGGCUCAGAAGAAGACUCACAGAUAAACCGUGCUGCGAGAAGCAGAAACGAACAUCCCUAUGAGAGCAGACCAGUUGCUCGGGAAGGGUACAUCCCAGCCUGUUGAGCUGCCUGCAGGCUGUGCAGUGUGCCUCGGGUUUUCCAGCUUUGGGAGCUGUCAUCUAUGCUGGGGUGGGCCUUGGUGCACACACUGUGACCAACGCAACGACGAAGUGGAUUUCCUUUGUGUUUAAAGAGAGAAGAAGAAAAAUGUCCCCGUGUCUGUAGAGAUGAUUUGCAGUUCAGCCCGGCUGAAGCUGACCGAAUGAGACUAUGGGCUGUGCCUCUGCCAAGCAUGUUGCUACUGUUCAAAAUGAAGAGGAGGCUCAGAAAGGGAAGAACUACCAGAACGGGGAUGUGUUUGCCGAUGAGUAUAGAAUCAAACCCGUGGAAGAGGUCAAAUACAUGAAAAACGGAGCAGAAGAGGAGCAGAAAAUAGCAACCAGGAACCAAGAAAACCUGGAAAAAAAUGCCAGCUCGAAUACGAGGCUUAAAACUAAUAAAGAAGUCCCUGGAUUGGUCCAUCAACCCAGAGCAAACAUGCACAUCUCUGAAAGCCAACAAGAAUUCUUCAGAAUGCUGGAUGAAAAAAUUGAAAAGGGUCGGGAUUACUGUUCUGAAGAAGAGGAUAUUACAUAGCAUCGGUUCUCCCACUCGGACCAGGAGCUACUACUGUGUAAAUAGGUUACACCCCAGUUGAAACCUUUGCAAAGGUCGGUUCUCUUCGCUGAACAGCACUAUAGCAAACGAAGACCGUUCCAUAUCGUAUGCCCCAUUAAAUUACAGUGUUUCUUAAUGAACCUGAAAAGGAAUAUUGCUAAACACAAACAUACACAUACAAAAAAAAAACUGUUCUGGAACUUUCUUUGUUGCUGCUAGUUAAAACUUGUUGCAACUUUUCACUUCUCUUGUGUCCAAGUAUGCAGCAAAAUUCUGCAGUUCACCUUAAAGAUACUAUUGGUUUUCUGAUGCUCUCCGGCCUAUUUUCUAUAAGAUGUAGCGAUGAACUCUGAUACAGACUUCAGUCCUAGCCUGGUUCUGCUUUGAGGUCAAGCUUCUCUUCCCCUCUUUCCUCCUUAUCCCUCUCUUCCAAGUGGUCCAGAGAUGGCCUGAGCCUUGCUUCUCACUGGUUAAUGUGGGUCUUUGGAGAUGGGAUGGUGGCCAUGGUGAGCCUUGUUUCACUGCUCCAAAGUUGAACAGCCACGGUUGGUUAAGAGCAUGUUGUGACCUGACUCCUGGAAGUGACACCGGAGUGAGCAGCAGGUCGUGCCACUUACUAGGACUCUUAGUGCAGGAUGAAGCUUGUGGCAUUGGCUUUGCUCAGAUGCAAAUGGAAGUGGGACCACAUCAUUUUGAAUCCCUCCUCCUCACUUUUUUUCUAAGAAAUAAACAUUUUACUGUUUUUAUGUAUCCUUGUCUUCUCCCAUUCAUCCAGGUUAAAAUCUCCCCUUUUAAGAUGACCCUAAGUGUGGAAGUUAAGUGUUCCUUCAUAGUGACACUGAUGAGUGGCCUAAAUGGCUCCCCACCCUUCUGUUGAUAUUUGCCUGGUUUGGAAGGGCUGUGAGUGCUCAGAAGAGAUGAGGGGACACCCUGUGACUUCUUAGGGCUGGAAACCACCGUGACUUUUGGUUUUAGUAGGUCUUAAAGCACGCUGUUUUCUAACUCUCCCCCCUUCAAAAUGCUACGUGAGCCUUGCCACGUCCUUCCAUUGUGUUUCCAGCACCAGUAGAAUGGGUGAGAGGUGUCUGUCUGAAGGAAAUCGGGACAGUCGCACGGUCAUGCCAUUUGGAGAUGUGGAAGCCGAAAGUCCCUGGUGGUGGGGAGUAUUGACUACGUGUUCAGUAGAGUUUAUUUUUCCAUACUGUAUGAAGAGAAUGGUCUCUUCUCAAAGACAGAAGUAAUAUUUUUAACAAAUAUUGUCACAAGUAAAUAGCAAUCAAAAGGAGAAAAUAACUUUUGUAUUUUUUUAUCAUGUUUGAUAGCUUUGUUACUUUCAGGGGAGAGCACCCUAUUCAAUGCCAUGCCAGCAUGCCAGCAGUCCAGGGUUGGGUUUGUCCUACACACACACAGGAAUGCUGUGUUUUUCACUUUGAGGGUUGUGAGUUUGAGAGCCUCACUAUCAGCCACACUGCCACCUUUGAAAGGUGGAAUAGUUACCAGAGGGACAGUUACGAUGUUCCCAGCUGUCAGAAGGUGUCCGCCGCAGAAAAGAAUCGGGAGCUAAAUUGGUUCUUGCCUAAAUGAGCCUUGACUUUUAAAUCUGUCCACAGAAUGUCAAGAUCUCCUGUUAGACCCAGGGCAACAAAAGUGCGGGAGGGAAAAUGCAGCCGAGUAUAACCAACAAAAUCCGUAAUUCUUGCAGCCGGCAGUGGCUAUUUUGGGGAGCAGCUGUGGUUGUUACAUAAAUAGAGUUGCAGCCAGAAGCUAAGGCUUUUUUAUCCAGCUUCAAGCAGAAAAAUGCAGGGAGAGUCAAGUAGUCUAGGGUUUUAAGUUCCCUCCCCUUGUACGGUUUUGGCCAAAGGACGAAAAUAGUUUUCCUCAACUGUAAAUGAACUGCUAAGCCCCACCUCAGCUUGUUCACUGGAGACUUUGUUCGCUGUUCUGCGGAUGGCCUUUUCCGGAUUCGCAUGUUCUUAUUGCGCAAGAACGAGACAAUGGUAACGUCUUCCACGUGACUCCUCUACUCGGUGUCUAAGACAGUGUCUUCCCAGAACGUCAACACCCUCGACCAGGAGAUGAAACACCCGUGUCCUUUGCCUCAGUCACGUUUAGCAUUUUUGGAUAUUACCCAUGUCUCUUGAGAACCUGACUUUCGAGUGUUAAUAAAACCCUAAGUGCUAUUUAGGAAGCAGCGGUUGUCACAGUUCUGUCUCCUAUGUUUCACACUGGAGAUACCUCCUCACUGUACAGAAGUGAUUUCAUCUUCAGACACAUUUGGUACCUCUAGAAAUAGGUCCAAGAAAUGGGAUGGUUGAGUGGGUUGGCAUGAAAUGGCUUAACUAUGUUAGCAACACUCAAAACUGUCUGUUUUCCAUUUGUUGGUUUGAAUCAUAAAAUUGUCAAGUGAUGUGUGUUUGUACUUUACUUUUCUAUACCUUCUGGAAGGAUCUCAGUUAAAAAUAGCCACUCCACCCCCCACAUCAGGACAUAAUGGGAAGAAUUAUCCAGUUUAUCUGCUGGUACAUCUUGCUAGUUGUCAUGUCUGUAGGACUUGGCAGUUGGGGGGGGGGGGGAAUGGCCUGGUGGGUGCAGGAAGAAAACUGUUGAAAAUGGACAGGAAGCUGUUUUGAAGAGCCUUUGGAGGGGCUGUGUGCUAGCUAGGGCAUUUGGUCUAGUGGCCAGGGGGUGGAGUGGGUCUGCUGGCGAGAUUUGCAGCUGGGUUACACACGCCUCGUGUCCUCCAAGCCAUAGAGUUGUAAAGGCUCAGCCGUGUGUGCCCAGCUUUCUUUUGCUUGGCAGAGAUUCAGGAUCACGGAGUACCGCUCUCAUAAUUGAGUACGUGUUUCUUGCUGGCAGACAGACUCAAAAGACGCUUUUACCUCCACAAGGCCUCCUAGCCUCGGGCGUAAGUGGGAGCAUAGAGUGACAUUAUGGUCUAUUUAGGGACAAAGAAGGGACAAAGUCCAGAAAUGAGAAAACUAGGUCAGCCCCCAGAAACAGCCACACAGUGGCAGGACUCUCCUGUCUGCUGUGCCCGGGGUGACUCAAGUAAGAAAUGCGUGGCCCAGGAAUAGCCUUGGUUCCCAGCCCCCUGGCGCCUGUCUGUUCCUCCACUGUGAGGCAUAAAGGUUCUCUGUGUUGUGGGUGUACCCAAGCACCAAGUGACCAUGGCAGCCCAAGAUGGUAAGCCUCACCCCUAGCUCCCAGGUGGAUGGCCUCUGACACUUGAGUUGCAACUUCGUCCUCCGCCCACCCUCAUCACCAUCUUUCUUUCUGUUCCAGCAGGAGUGGUCCUGUAGCCCUGCUAAGAGAGAGUAUACCUCUCCUGAAUACCUCACUCACCUAUAGUGUGGGUUUGCAGAGUGAUAAGUCCUGUUUAGACGCUGGGUGAGAAUUUAAAAGUUGCUCCAUCUCUGCUGGUCCCAAGAAAAGACACUUCAUUAAACAUGUUUGUUUUGCAAUAAGAGGGAAUAUCACUUUCUUAAUCCUGGAAAAUACAAAGAGUCUAGACUUUAAAAUCCAGAUAUUUUCAUUAUAAUAGAUAUAACAAUAGAUAUCAAAAUCCUCUCCCUUAGGCUUCUCUCAAAAGCAAGAGGUGGGAGCGGCAUCACAUUAUACUCUGUAAUUUUACAUAAGCUCUGCCAUCCUUGCUUUUUCCACCAGAAAGUUGUCUCUGAGCUGUGAAGCAUUACUCUUUUUUAGAAGUUGAUCUCUUUGUUAAGUGGCUUAAAACUCCAGCAGAAGAACAAGGCAUGGUCAGUGGGUAGGGAAUAUGUGUUUUAAAGGCAUAAUGAAAAGAUAGUUGGAAGAGGGCCUUCAGUAUGUCAUGGGUGGUCGGCAGACCCCAGUGUGCCUCUUCCAAGCUGGGUGAGCCCUCUGCCAUUGCUCUGAGCUUGGGAUUCCUUGAGUAAGGUCUGUGGAUCGCUUUUAUAGACAAACAAGUGCCUUCCUCUAAUGGGGAAGACGCCUUUGAUUUCCACAGUCGCCUUUUCUAUUGUCGUGUCUCCAGACAAAAAAAUCACAAAUCUGUGGGAGAAUACAUGUCUCUUGUGACAAACUCUGGGGCCCAUUGGUGUCACCAUGGUUUUCAGAGGAUCCUCUGUCAUAUCUGAGAGCUGAUUUUAUCUUGAGUGGGAAGAGGAAAGGGAACUAAUGGUUAUUAUUUGUGCUCACUCCGUGCCGGAUGCUGCCCUCAGUAUUCUGUCUUUAGCUGAUGUAUUCUUCAGAACAGACCAUUUAUCACACACACACACACACACACACACACACACACACACACACACACACACACACACACGUUCUAAGUAAUGUGUCCUACAUGUUGAAUUCCUCUGCCCAUGAUGGUCAUGUUAAAAGAAGGAAAAAUGUCAUUCAAGUAUAUAAUUACUAUUAUUACUACGCACCUUGCAACACUGUGAAGAAAAAAAAAAGCCUUUUGGGGCACCCAUCUUCUAGAGUCUGUCUUUGGCUCCUUACCAGCUUCCUGUCCUCAUGGAGAGUCUUUCUUGGCCUUCGCUAAUCCUACAAGUGUCACACAAACCCUGAGAGGCCACUGGUGACAGAAGAGCUUUGGGGCUCAGAAGGGAAAGACUUGGGGGAUUUAGACACAUCUUUUCAGCUUCUGAGGAAAGACGCAGCCUGCACCACGUUUUGGGUGCUCUUCCCUGGUUUUCCUAGGCUUGUUUCUUCAGAAUAAGAAUAAUUUGAAAGAUAAAAGCCUCACCUUUGCAGAGAGAUCUGAGAGGCUCUGAGGAGGAAAGGCAAUGGACCACUGACUUACGUGGAAAUCCUUUCUAGUGGCCUACGCUUGGCUGUUUCUCUUUCUGAUUGCUGGGUAGGGGGUCUGUAUCUUUCCAGGCUCAUUUAAGCGCCACACCCAGAGGUGACUCUCAGUGGUGACCUAGAAAGAGUCACUGUGGUCCAAGGUCAGGCCAGCCCAGGAACUCCACAGAGCUCAUCUCCUUGCUCUGGAAAAUCUGCAGGGUAAAAGAUGAGCCAUUUCUGCAGCAUCUGGUGAAGGUGCUACCUGGAGGGGACCAACAGACGCCCUCCUUGACUCACACAGCAAGAUCCCAAAGAAUUUCUUGCCCAAGUUCCUUGGGAAGUAGGUCCCCAGGAUCCUGGUUGCUUCUAACCUAGCAACUUCUAGAUUCCUUCAGGGUAGUGUAGGAAUGGCUCUUAGCUCAUGGAAGCCAGAGAAAUUCCUAAGUCAGGACGGUCCCACUAGGCUGAAGUCUCCUAUAUGACAUUGUCUCUUGCCCUGAAUCCAUUCUUCGUUCCUUCUCAAGGAUUAUUUUUAGAUCAAGCCCUUGGAUUUGACUGAAUAAGAUUUAAAGCAAAAAGAACAGCCGAAAUUUAGUGAGACCUGCCUUCAGCUCUCCAGGAUUGAAAGUCAGACCGUAGGGCUACUUGGCUCAGACCCAGGAGUUUAAAAGAAAAAAAAGGCAGUCCCUGGCUUGACAUUUCAGUGCAGACAUUCAGGGGCCCUUCCCCUUUGACAGGCAAGUGAGCAAAGGGAAGUUUUGCUGAAGAUUCCAAGUCUUAUUUUUUCCAUCCAAUGAAAGAUGUAAAGUCAUAAAGAUCUGCUUUGCUGGCUCAGACCCAGGCAGUUGCCUUAUUAGGACGUUAAAUUUGGAUCUGUUCUUUAACACAUACACAAACAUAGAUCGAUAAAGUAAACAUAAAUGCUUAAUCAUAGACAAGCUGGGGGAUGGGGGAUCUGUCUUCUGCCCUUCUGUAAUCACUACAAUAAUGUCUAGGGGAAUAUCCAUAUAACUGUAAGGAUGCUUAAACUGGAAAACCUAGCGACUCCAGUGGGAGUGCCAAGGUGUGUGCGUGGUCUUCUUGCCCUGUGCCCUUCUGUGCCUGGUGUCUGCAUGUGUCAGGCUCCCCUGGGCCUCUGGGUGGGUUCUUUGACUCGUGUUCUUUCUCAGCCCACAGUGGGACUGAAGACGCAUGCCAGGCCCAGGCAUAGCAUUGCUCACACAUUCCCAUCCAUCCAUGUGGCCUUGGCUGUGACAUUGCCGCAAUUCCCCUGGGACGCUCGGUUAUCGAUGUGUCGAGUCAGGGUACCUGUCAGUUGUCCUAGGUGUGGUAUAGGUUAGCUCCCUCCUUUCCAGUCCCAGUGUGCAUUCGCCAGAUUAUUUGCACACCUAGUAGACUCCAGGCCCUGAGCCGAUGACCAAGCAAUACAGAGGUGAACCAAACAGUUUCCACCCUUCAGGAACCUAUACUAAGGAGAUCUACCUGAGGGAGAUCAGGGAUACUGUGGGGUCAGGAUGGAAUGGUAGCCAGCCGGCUUCGGGCAUAGAAGCUUCCAGAAAAUAGCAGCAAAAUCCAUACUUGUCUGGGCACAGAGGGAAAGUACCAGAAGAAUCAUUCUGAGAGGACAACAUAGGACUUCCCAUGGGUGGAGGGGGCCAUCUGGGGCCUCCUUUCAGGGAAAGGGUUGGAGCUUAGGAAUAGCAGAGAAAAGAGCAGAAAAUGAGAACAGGGUAGCAAACCAGGCCCCGGGGCUUUCCUGUGGAUUCGUGGAAAAUGAAGGAGAGUUUCAGAAACCUAAUCUGCGCUCUUCACUCAGUGUGUGUCCCUGAAAGCUUAGUACGAUCAUUCCCAGAGUGGGGAUUGACUUCUUUUGGAAAUACAGAGCUGCUGGCUGGGAAGAUGUAUGCCCAGCCAUCCUUUCUUCCCUUUCCAACUUCUCUUCCCAAAACACUGUUUGAGUUCAAGGUCUUUGGCCACGGCUGGAUCUGGUUUGGAGACAGCUAGUUCAUCCUGACCCAUCUUUAGAGAAAUAACUAAAGUACCUCUUGGGACUAGGUUGGCCUAGACCUGGAGAUGAGAGUGCUCCCUAAAAUAAAUAACUAUUUAGGAAGUGGCGAGGGCUUCCGUGUUGCCUGUGUCGCUCUAAGAAGAGGCAGCGCCUUUGCGUAGCCUUCCCUGGGUUAGCUCACCUGCACUGGCCCCGGGAGGCAGCCAAGCCUCUGCCAGGUCACAAGAACACGCUGGAGUCUUGCCAAGGACACAAGAGUAGAGGAGUUGGGGGGGGGGGGAGUGUUGCUUUUUGAGUUGUCUUUUUGUUUCUUUUUUUAAUCAUAAAGUACAGAUAAACAGUGUGUAGAUGCAGAAUAUCCACAAGACUGCACAGUGGCUGAGGACCUGGCAGGGACUUUGAUUGAGGGGAUCUCCCCUGGAGGCCCCAGGUGAGCAGAAUCUGGCUGUGGAAACAGUUUGCAGUGCCUUUUAAGUUUUCCAAAGAACCUUUUCAGGGUUUGCAGCACUGGGUCUCUUUCUCUCUCUCUGUCUGUCUCUGUCUGUCUCUGUCUGUCUCUGUCUCUCUCUCUC
Molecule: messenger RNA, 8576 nt
Organism: Microtus ochrogaster (prairie vole)
Lineage: Eukaryota; Metazoa; Chordata; Mammalia; Rodentia; Cricetidae
Gene: C5H1orf21
Product: chromosome 5 C1orf21 homolog
Source: RefSeq, a predicted model, not a curated record